AUGGCGACCGUCGAUGUUAUAUCGUCCUGUCUUGUACGGAUGGCCGGAAAAGAUAACCUCCGGCAGCCUUCGACGCUGACAACGUUAGACCUAACUCCAUGGGAUCUUAUCCACCUCUGCCAAGACCCUCUUCGAAAAGGGCUUCUCUUCUCCAACUUCCCCGCUCGACACUUCAUCGAUCUCCUCAAAAAUUCACUCUCCGGCGUGCUCGAUUUCUUUCCGCCGCUCUCCGGCCGCCUCGCCGUCGCAAAUCACAACGACGGCGGUGGCUGCGUUUCUUACUUCAUCAAUUGCAACGAUGCGGGAGCUGAAUUCAUACACGCCGUCGCACGUGGCAUGUCCGUGUCCGAUGUUGUCGAGCCCAAAUACGUGCCCGAAAUAGUGCCGUCGUCUUUCUUCCCGACGAAAGAAAGUCUGAACUACGAAGAGUUGUCGAAGCCUUUGCUUGCGGUGCAAGUGACCGAGCUCGACGACGGCUUCUUCCUCGGCUGCGCCGUUAAUCACGUCGUCGUCGACGGAGCAUCGUUUUGGCACUUCUUCAAAUCCUGGUCCGAAAUUUCGCGCGGCUUGGAAUCGAUAUCGAAGGCUCCUGUUUUCGAUCGGUGGUUCCCGAGCAACGUUAGCGACGAAAAUCGCGCGAUCCGUCUCCCGCCGUUAGAUCAAAAUCCAACGGUCAAUCCGGCUCCUCCUCUGCCAUUGCUCGGAAGAGUUUUUCACUUCAGCAAAGAGAGUUUAGCCAAGCUAAAAAUCAAAGCCAACACGAAACCCGGUUGCGACGGAAAAAUAAAAAUCUCGACAUUUCAAGCUCUGUCAGCUCAUCUAUGGCGAGGCGUCUCGCGCUCACGACACUCGGAAAGUGUAACUAAUUCAAAAGAGCCGCAAUUUUUUACGCUAAUAGUCGAUGCGAGAGCACGAGUGCCCUUGCCGGACGGCUAUUUUGGCAACGCCGUUUACGGCGCGAGCGUUGAAGUUACCGAGCACGAACUUCUACACAACGGGCUAGAAUUUGUCGCAGGGAAAAUCAACGAAUUGGUUAGUCGACAGACGAGGGAAGCCGCGAUCAAGUCCGUGGAAGAUUGGGUCGCGACGCCAGUGAUCGUGAGGAAGGGGUCUUUCAAAUUUCUCAUCACCGGUUCGCCGCGCUUUGAUGUCUACGGCUGCGAUUUCGGAUGUGGAAAACCGGUCGCUUCGAGGAGCGGCGGAAAUCAAAUUUUUGAUGGGAAGGUGACCAUUUUUCCGGCGGCUCGAUGUGGCGGCAUUGAUGCGGAAAUUUGCUUGUCGCCGGAGGCGAUGAAGGCCAUGGAAGACGAUGUCGAGUUCAUGGAAGCGGUAACCAUUUAGAUCGGAAUAAAAUUGCUUGUAUUUGAUGUCGUUUAGUUCGAUUUUUUCUUGACACAG
This is a messenger RNA of Andrographis paniculata, 1398 nucleotides long. Its product is annotated as protein ENHANCED PSEUDOMONAS SUSCEPTIBILITY 1-like. The transcript has a single exon. Lineage: Eukaryota; Viridiplantae; Streptophyta; Magnoliopsida; Lamiales; Acanthaceae. The coding region runs from base 1 to 1341 and encodes 446 amino acids. The record is from RefSeq and is a predicted model, not a curated record.